This is a messenger RNA of Panthera uncia (snow leopard), 4947 nucleotides long. It is a transcript of the gene CSF2RB, whose product is annotated as colony stimulating factor 2 receptor subunit beta. Lineage: Eukaryota; Metazoa; Chordata; Mammalia; Carnivora; Felidae. Gene Ontology annotation, molecular function: cytokine receptor activity; protein binding. The record is from RefSeq and is a predicted model, not a curated record. Gene Ontology annotation, cellular component: external side of plasma membrane; membrane. The transcript is spliced from 14 exons. Bases 276 to 2945 code for a protein of 889 amino acids. Gene Ontology annotation, biological process: cytokine-mediated signaling pathway; immunoglobulin mediated immune response.
UUCUGCUUCUGUUUCCUAACGACGACGUCAGCAUAAAUAGGAAGCGUGACAGGCUCCCUGUCGCCUGGACACUCCAGCAGAAGGCUUUGCCGUCCCACCAAGAAGAGGCAGAGUCCCUUCGCAGGCGAGAGGGCUCACAGGAGCCGGGGACAUGGGUCUGGCCUGGCCUCCAGCUGAGCAAGCAUACACGACUCCGGGUCACUGAGGACCCCAGCCCCUGCCCAGACCCAGGCCCACCUGAGCCAGCCACCCGUUCGUCCAGAGCUGACCCAGAGAUGGUGCUGACCCGGGGGCUCCUCCCUGUUGCCUUGCUGGCUCUGUUCUGGGGGCCCGGCGUGGCGGGGGCCCAAGAGACCGUCCCACUGCAGACCCUACAGUGUUAUAAUGACUACCACAGCCACAUCACCUGCAGGUGGGCAGACACUCAGGAUGCCCAGAAGUUCAUCAACCUGACUCUCUUCCGGAGGCUGAAUGAGAACCCUCCAGUGCCAGUGUCCUGUGAUCUCAGUAAUGACACGGGCUUGUCAUUGGACCACCCUUGUGCCGGCUGCGUGCCCAGAAGAUGUGUCAUUCCCUACAAGAUUUUUGUCCUCGCCGACAAAGACUACUUCUCAUUCCGACCAGACAGGCCUCUGGGCGCCCAGCUCACCGUGACUCUGGACCAGAAUGUGCAGGCCCCUGCACCCGAGGACCUCCAGAUCACCGCUGUCGGGGACCGUUUCCUGCUGACCUGGAGGGUGGCCCCUCCGGGUUCCCAGAGCCACUGGCUGUCAAACCUAGAGUACGAGGUGGUCUACAAGAGGCUUCAGGACUCCUGGGAGGAUGCCCCUACCCUCUACUGCAACUCCUCCCAGGCUGUCCUGGGGCCAGAGCACCUCCUUCCCAGCAGCACCUAUGUGGCCCGAGUGCGUGCCCGCCUGGCCCCCAGCUCAGGGCUCUCGGGGCGGCCUAGCCAGUGGAGCCCGGAGGUUCUCUGGCACUCCCAGACAGGGGACAAGGCCCAGCCCCAGAACCUCCAGUGCUUGUUCGAUGGGGUCGCCAUGCUCAGCUGCUCCUGGGAAGUGUGGUCUGAAGUGGCCAGCUCAGUCUCCUUCACCCUCUUCUACAAGCCCAGCGCCAGUGCAAGGGAGGAGGAGUGCUCCCCGGUGCUGAAGGAACAGCUCCCCGGCCUCUUGGUCCAGCACCGAUGCCAGAUUCCCGUGCCUGACCCCAGGAACCACAGCCAGUACGCCAUCUCUGUUCGGGUGAAGGAGGAGGAGAAGUUUAUAAAGAGCUCAGACCACAUCCAGAUGGCUCCCCCGACCCUCAAUGUGACCAAGAGCAGAGACGGCUACGCCCUGUCCUGGACAACAGAGGAGAUGCUUUACAAACACAUAGGUCACACCUUCCAGAUCCAGUACAAGAAAGACGCAGACUCAUGGAAGGAGAGCAAGACGGAGACCCUCCAGAACUCCCACGUCAUGUCACUGCCACAGCUGGAGCCCUUCACCAGGUACCAGGCGAGAGUGAGGGUCAGGCCCACCCCCAGCGGCUACAACGGGGUCUGGAGCCAGUGGAGUGAGGAGACCUUCUGGGACACGGAGUGGGUCCUGCCCACGUGGGUCCUGGCUCUCAUCCUGGUGUUCACCACACUGGCCUUGCUCCCUGUCCUGCGCUUCUGUGGCAUCUAUGGGUACAGGCUGAACCGGAAGUGGGAGGAGAAAAUCCCAAACCCCAGCAAGAGCCACCUGUUCCAGAACGGGAGUGCCGGGCUCGGGCUCCCAGGCAGCAUGGCGGUACUCACCAUCAGGAGCCCCUUGCACAAGGGGCCGAGAGGCAGCUACUUCCCUGAGCUGGAGGGGGUGUUUCCCGCAGACUGUAGGCACAGCGAAGUGUCACCUCUCACCACAGAGGACCCGAAAGAUGUGCACAAAUCACCGUGUGACCCUGACACAGCUUCAGCCACUUCGGACCCGUGCACGGAGCAGCCCCCCAGCCCCCAUCCAGGCCCGUCGGCCCCCGCGGGCAGGCCCGAGAGCCGGGUCUCCGGCUUCGACUUCAACGGCCCCUACCUGGGCCUACCCCGCAGCCACUCCCUGCCUGACGUGAUGGGCCCUCCGGAGCCCCCACAGAGGGGCGUGAGCCAGAAGCCACAGCCUCCGGGGUCCCUGGAGUACCUGUGUCUGCCCGCGGGAGGACAGGUGCAGCUGGUUCCACUGGCCCAGGUGAUGGCACAGGGCCAGGCCAAGGAUUUGGAGAGGAACCCCGGCCCGGAGGCUGAAGGGAACCCCUCACCGGAGUCGGGGGCAGGCCUUGCCUCUCCUGUAUACAGGCUGAUGGUGAGCGGUCAGGGCCCAAAGGACAGGGCCCUCACGGCUCUGCCCACUGGCUCUGGGGACCCUGGGGACGGCGUCACGGCCUCUGGCUACGUCACCACCGCAGACCUGGCACUUCCCUGGCCCCCGGGGCUGCCGUCUGCCUCCAAGGUCCACCCCCUGAACCUGCCCUCAGACCAGAACCACGGCCUCAGUCUUGGACCGGCCCGUAGGCUCUGUAGCGUCCCAGCCCCCACGAAGCCAGAAAUCGAGGGCUAUGUGGACAUCCCUCUGACCCCAGGCCAGUCCCCCAAGUCCUCUCUGGGCAGUCCUGCCCCUCCUGCAGCCAGCAGCCCCAUCCUGAGCCCAGGGGAGGCAGCCCCCAGCCCCCCACACCCCGAGGGGCUCCUGGUCCUGCAGCAAGUGGGUGACUACUGCUUCCUGCCUGGCCUGGGACCUGGCCCUCUCUCACCCGCUUCCCCAGGACCGUGUCCUGAGAUCGGGGACCACGACCACAUGUUCCAGGCCAAGAAGGCCAUGCGCCCUGCCAUUCCCCAGGUGCCAGCCGUCAGGCAUUUCAAAGCCCUAAAACAGCAGGACUACUUGUCGCUGCCCCCCUGGGAUGUCAGCAGGCCGGAGGAGGUGUGCUGAGCCACCCCAGAUCCCGGGGGGUGGUCCACCUGCCCUCCCGCCACCUCCCGGCCCCUCCCACAGUCCCUUCCGCAAAGCCCAGGAGAAGCUUCCGUGCUGGAACAGAUGAUCCGGAAGUUAGUCGACCUCCUCCCUUCUCACUUGACCUUCGGCCAAGGAAUUCUGCCCCCACUGCUUCCCGAUCUCUCUCACAGACACACACACACACACACACACACACACACACACACAUUUUUCUGUCCUGUUAACUUAAUCUUAAACUCCAGACUGUUAGCGCUCUCUCUAUACUCAUUCCGUUUGCCCACUUUUUUUUUUCUUACCAGAUUUCCUUGCUUUUGCCACUGUCUUCUUUCUCUUUCCACUGACUUAUCAUUCAAGUGAGCUUGAGGUCCGAGCUAAGCCCAUCCUGAGAGGACACGUCUUGGUCAGAGCCUGUUCUGACGUUGACAUGUCCGGUUGUGUUAAGGACUUGUGUCUGCAGCCUGGCCCUGGUAGGUGCGAAUGCGUUUCCUUCAUGGGGAGGGAAGAGACCCCCCCACCCCGUGAGGGUCGUGGGGGAGGGGUGAGGUGGGGAAGAGCAGUGUAGGACCGGCCUGCUUAUGGCUGGCACUGCAGCCCCAGGCACUGUGGCAAAAUACCAGCGUUGACGACGGUCACACCAAGCCAUGGGGCAAGAAAAGAGUUGUUCUGAGCCCGUGGGAGCCCCUGCUGGGCCCACCGCUAUGACUGGGGAGGUCGGGACUGCAGGCCCCUGCCUCGGAUAGAGGCCACCCGCCCAAGUGAAGAAUGUCCCAGCUGCCUGCUGGCCACAGCGGUCUCCCUUCUACACCCGGGCUGGUGGGGCCUGCAGAAAUUCAGAAGCAGAGGGGAGUCCUGAACCCACAUACACUCUAGAAAUGUUGGGAAAAACUGUUCAACAAAGGAAAAAAAGGAAAAUGAUCAAAGCCUUGUACACUUUGGGGCUUAUAGUCAACAUGGCCCUCCUGCCCUCCCUCCAGAAAGACCUUACAGCCCCCACCCCCGCUGGCCAUGGACGAGGGGCUUUUGAUCUAUGUCUGGGCCUCCAUGGAGGAUUAUGGCUUCUUAAAAAUCUGUGCCUUUCUGAUAUGCAAAAACAAAAAAAGGCAUUAAAUCAUUUAAAUUUGCAUUAUUUGAUAGCUAUCAGGUUGCACAUGGUUUCGUAUUUCUUGGGCACUCCUAUUUUGUUUUACGGGGCUAAGCCCACUAAGGACUUUGCUCUGUUGGGUAUUCAUCCUUUUCUGAUUAAGUUUUUAAAACUGUUUACAUGCGAUCUUUCACGGACGGUGCACAUUUUUUCCCCCUAGUUUGUAGUGUGUCUUUUCAUUUCAUAUGUGAGGCCCGUAGACGUACACGAUGUCGACUUUUCCGCAUUUCGGGUUAGAGUCACUGGCUCCACUUUUGAUGUCAAAUUUACAAAAGCCUUCGCCACUUCGAAAUCACGUUUGUCCUAAUUUAUAUUUUCACCAGUACUUUCUGAGUUUCAAGCUUUUUGCGUCAAAUCGUAAUGACUUUGGAGUGGAUGCGUGCGAAGGGGAGAACUGCCUGUAUGUUUGCACCAAACGAGUGGCCUGGGUGUUUUUCCAUCGUUUGCUGAAACACCCAUUCUUCGCCCAUCCAACCGAAAUGCUACUUUUAUGAUCUAGAAAGUGCCUGAGAUACUUGGAAUGUUCUAGCUUCAUAAUGUUUUUUAAACAAGCGGCCAACCCGAUGUCCUUGUAACCUUUGUUCCCAAAUCCCUGUUCAUCACAAAAGUGUUUGUGGUCAGGGGGAAAGGAAUUCUAAACAGCGUAUAUAAUUCACCAAUGGUGAAAUUAACAACAAGACUUCAGGAUAUUCUAACGCGGAAUCCUGUGCAACAGAUGAAUACGGCAGUCAGGCCUACGUGGGUUAGAAAGAAGUCCAAGAUGUGAAUUUCGAGAUGCGCAGAUACUGUUAGCUGAAAAAAAAAAUUGCAAUAAAAUGUGUUCGCUGUAAACCAAAA